Molecule: messenger RNA, 1770 nt
Organism: Amphiprion ocellaris (clown anemonefish)
Lineage: Eukaryota; Metazoa; Chordata; Actinopteri; Pomacentridae
Gene: acta2
Product: actin alpha 2, smooth muscle
Exons: 9
Coding region: 202-1335 (377 amino acids)
Source: RefSeq, a predicted model, not a curated record
AGGGAGGAGGAGGAGGACGAGGAGGAGGUGCAGCCAUGUUUGGGAUGAAGGAUGGAUGGUGGACGGGUGGAGGAGGAGGAGGCUUCAUAAACUCAGACACAGACUUCAGACGCUCACUUCUGUCCGGCCCCCCCACGUCCCAGCAGCCCUGCACCGCAAGUGUGAGUCGUCGUAGCGUCGCCCACAGCGCCCCCUGCAGUCAUGUGUGAUGAAGAGGAGAGCACCGCUCUGGUCUGUGACAACGGAUCUGGGCUCUGUAAGGCCGGGUUCGCCGGAGACGACGCCCCCAGAGCCGUGUUCCCCUCCAUCGUGGGCCGGCCCCGGCACCAGGGCGUGAUGGUGGGCAUGGGGCAGAAGGACAGCUACGUGGGCGACGAGGCUCAGAGCAAGAGAGGAAUCCUGACCCUGAAGUAUCCCAUCGAACACGGCAUCAUCACCAACUGGGACGACAUGGAGAAGAUCUGGCAUCACUCGUUCUACAACGAGCUGCGAGUGGCUCCUGAAGAACAUCCGACUCUGCUGACCGAAGCGCCGCUCAACCCCAAAGCCAAUAGGGAGAAGAUGACGCAGAUCAUGUUUGAGACCUUCAACGUUCCUGCCAUGUACGUCGCCAUCCAGGCCGUCCUGUCUCUGUACGCAUCUGGAAGAACCACAGGUAUCGUCCUGGACUCAGGUGACGGCGUCACCCACAACGUGCCGAUCUACGAGGGCUACGCUCUGCCCCACGCCAUCAUGAGGCUGGACCUGGCAGGACGCGACCUCACCGACUACCUCAUGAAGAUCCUCACUGAGCGAGGAUACAGCUUCGUCACCACAGCGGAGAGGGAGAUCGUGCGGGACAUCAAGGAGAAGUUGUGCUACGUGGCGCUGGACUUUGAGAACGAGAUGGGAACGGCGGCCACCUCGUCCUCUCUGGAGAAGAGCUACGAGUUACCUGACGGACAGGUGAUCACCAUCGGCAAUGAGAGGUUCCGCUGCCCAGAGACGCUCUUCCAGCCGUCCUUCAUCGGUAUGGAGUCGGCAGGUAUCCAUGAGACGACCUACAACAGCAUCAUGAAGUGUGACAUCGACAUCAGGAAGGAUCUGUACGCCAACAACGUUCUGUCCGGAGGAACCACCAUGUACCCCGGGAUCGCAGACCGCAUGCAGAAGGAGAUCACAGCUCUGGCUCCUAGCACCAUGAAGAUCAAGAUCAUCGCCCCCCCAGAGAGGAAGUACUCGGUGUGGAUUGGAGGUUCCAUCCUGGCGUCUCUGUCCACCUUCCAGCAGAUGUGGAUCAGUAAGCAGGAGUACGACGAGGCCGGACCCUCCAUCGUCCAUCGCAAGUGCUUCUAGAGGCGCCGCUGUAGCCCCGCCCUCCGCCGCCAUCUGUAGCCCCGCCCCCCACGCCAUCUUUAUUUUAACGCCACUGAGCACCAGCCCCAGUCUCCAGCCGUCGAGAUCUCCGUCAGGUUUCCUCUCUGCUCACGUCAAACUGUGAACGUCGUCCCUAUUUAGCCCCGCCCACCCCACAUGUGGCCCCGCCCCCUCUGUCCUCCAUGUUGUGUCUUGUCAGAAAGUGUGUUUUUAUUUUUGAUGACUAAAGCCUGAAUGUUUCCCGCUGGUGUCGCCUCCCAUCGUCGGGGAACUGAGCGCGCUCACGCAGCGUCAUGAUGAUGUCACAUGGCAGGUGAGCAGGAGGCGUGUCCUCGGAAGAAGGUGAUGUGAUGUAACAACGUGGAGGCGACAGUCGAACACCUGAAAGACAAUAAAGAGCUCUCAUACAAGAAA